Molecule: messenger RNA, 834 nt
Organism: Geosmithia morbida
Lineage: Eukaryota; Fungi; Ascomycota; Sordariomycetes; Hypocreales; Bionectriaceae
Exons: 1
Coding region: 1-834 (277 amino acids)
Source: RefSeq, a predicted model, not a curated record
AUGUCUGCGUAUUACAGCAACGACAGCCGGUCAAGGCCGCCUCAUGGCCGCGCCGAUUCACCGGAACGACCGAGCUCAAGAGACUCAUACACUCGUGAGUCGAUGCACCUCGAACCUCCUCCGCCAAGCUACAGGUCGUCAUCGCGGCCCCGAUCCGUGACCCCGGAUGGCAGGGAGCUGGUUGCCCGCAGGCGCUCCUCCUCUAUCGCCUACUCAGACAAUUACGACGACGACGACGGCACCAUCUCAGUAUCCCGGAGCACCAGCUACAGCAGAGGUGGUCGUGACUACGAUGACGGCCGCGAGGAUGAAGCAGACGAGGAUCGCAUGCGCCAGGCUCGCAAGAUGGUGAAAAACAACUUUAGCAACUCGACUGUCGGUAUUGGCGCAAGUCUCGUUGGCGCCCUCGCCGGCGGGUACGUUGCCCGCGAGGCGUCAGAACGCUUCGCAGAGAACCGUCGGCGGUCAGGAGAUUCGAGGGGCUCGAAGGGCUCGCAGGGCUCGCGGAACCGUCAGAACAGCGAGACUGACAAGGAGGAAGAACGUAUCCGCCUAGCCACGACCAUUCUAGGUGCCGCCAUUGGAGGACUGGGCGCAAACGCCCUGACGAGGCGGUAUGAGAACUCGCGGGACGUCGCCGAUAUUCGACAGCGCGCCUGGGAUGACUCUUAUGGUCGUGACGAGGGCGAGUCGUCGAGAUACAGCGCCGACCGCAAAAGCAGCAGCAGACGCAGUCUUGAGGAUCGCGGACGCGACGACUACUACGGCAAUGACUACUAUGAUGAGAGGCCAUACGACCGGCGAUAUGCAGACAAGCGACUGCAUCCUUCUUAG